GUUGACGAUGUCAACAGCGAACAAGUAGUAGCGUCGCAUCGUCGAUUCUAAAUAACAGUUGUUUGUUGUCGCGAGAAUACGAAAAUAGAAUAACGCCCGUAUGUCGUUCAGUUUCAGCAGUUGUUGUUUGGUCAGCGCGGUUUAAAUUUGGAUUAAUAAUCACGAGCCGGGUUUGCGAGGAUUCUCCCGAUGUUCCACUUCCCGAUACUACUUCUUACAAUCCACUUAUGGAGUUUAAGCCAAACGAAUCCCGUCAUAUCGACUUCGUCCUGCAAAUGUUGGGAAGAUUAUCAAGCCGAGCCGACUGAAUCGGGACUUGAAUGCGUUGCCUUAGAUCAAUUCCACGUGAUGCCGUGCAACAUGCCCCACCUACCAAAGUGCGAAUGUUCCGGCGGCGUCAGCAACAUUUUAAAAGACGAAACUGGCACAUGGUGUACCAAAUACCGCAAAGGGGAGGAGCUGACACGUUGGCCAUGCGAGAACACCAAAGACUGGAACGAAUUCUUCAAGACCAAUCCCAAUCUCGUCAACACCCGGUACGAACUGUGCAAGUCGGAAAAACCGCCCAGAUGCGAAUGUUCGGGCGACUUUGGGGGUAUAAUGAAAGACCGAAGCGGAACGUGGUGUAUCAGUUACACGAAAAAUUUGACGGAAACAAAAUGGCCGUGCGAAAACGAAGACGAAUGGAAAAAAUACUAUGCUAAACAUCCCUACUUUAUUUAUUGUUAAUAGUAUUGUAUUAGAU
This is a messenger RNA of Cylas formicarius (sweet potato weevil), 745 nucleotides long. RefSeq lists its product as uncharacterized. NCBI's taxonomy places the organism in Eukaryota, Metazoa, Arthropoda, Insecta, Coleoptera, Brentidae. The transcript is spliced from 4 exons. The coding region runs from base 190 to 729 and encodes 179 amino acids. The record is from RefSeq and is a predicted model, not a curated record.